AUGAGACCCGGAGAGGAGCGGCCGGUGGAAGGGGGUGCCUGCGCCAGCGUCUCCGAUCUGGAGCUGCUGAAGCUGCGCGCUGCGGAGUGCAUCGACGCGGCGGCCGAGCGCCUGGGGGCCCUGAGCCGCGCCAUCUGGAGCGAGCCCGAGCUGGCCUACGAAGAGCAUCAGGCCCACGGCGUGCUGACGCGCUUCUUCCAGAGCGAGACCCCGGCCGGGUCGUGGGCGGUGCAGCCGCACUACCAGCUGGCCACGGCCUUCCGCGCCGAGUGGGGGUCGCCGGGGGGCUGGGCGGCGCCGCGCCCGCUGCACCUGGGCUUUCUCUGCGAGUAUGACGCUCUGCCCGGCAUCGGGCACGCCUGCGGCCACAACCUGAUCGCCGAGGUCGGGGCGGCGGCCGCCCUGGGCGUCAAGGGGGCCCUGGAGAGCCUCGCCGGACUGCCUCUGCCGGUGAAGGUGAUUGUCCUGGGAACCCCUGCAGAAGAAGAUGGUGGUGGCAAAAUUGAUUUAAUUGAAGCCGGGGCUUUCAAAAAUCUUGAUGUUGUUUUUAUGGCCCAUCCAUCUCAAGAGAAUGCCGCUUAUCUACCUGACGUUGCUGAACAUGAUGUGACUGUGAAGUACUACGGUAAGGCGUCUCACGCUGCCGCUUAUCCCUGGGAAGGGCUGAAUGCAUUAGAUGCUGCCGUCCUCGCUUACAACAAUCUGUCUGUGUUAAGACAGCAACUGAAGCCCGCCUGGAGAGUUCAUGGUAUAAUAAAAAAUGGUGGUGUAAAACCCAAUAUCAUCCCCUCUUACUCUGAGUUAAUCUAUUACUUCCGUGCACCCUCAAUGAAAGAGCUUCCAGUUCUGACCAAAAAGGCAGAAGACUGCUUCAGAGCUGCAGCUUUGGCCACGGGCUGCACAGUGGAAAUUGACGGUGGAGCACAUGAUUAUUACAAUGUUCUUCCCAAUAAGAGUCUGUGGAAAGCUUAUGUUGAAAACGGAAAACAGCUAGGAAUAGACUUCAUUUCAGAAGAUGCUAUGUUCAGUGGCCCUUCAGGAUCUACCGAUUUUGGGAAUGUUUCUUUUGUGGUUCCCGGGAUUCAUCCGUAUUUUUACAUUGGAUCUAAUGCCUUGAAUCAUACAGAACAGUACACUGAAGCUGCAGGAUCACAGGAAGCUCAGUUCUACACUUUGAGAACAGCCAAAGCUCUGGCAAUGACUGCACUGGAUGUUAUCUUUAAACCAGAGUUGCUGGAAAGAAUCAGAGAGGACUUCAGACUGAAACUUCAAGAAGAAGAGUUUUAA
This is a messenger RNA of Rangifer tarandus platyrhynchus (Svalbard reindeer), 1287 nucleotides long. The record is from the annotation of a GenBank genome assembly. Lineage: Eukaryota; Metazoa; Chordata; Mammalia; Artiodactyla; Cervidae.